Puccinia triticina is the source of this 273-nucleotide messenger RNA. RefSeq lists its product as uncharacterized. The record is from RefSeq and is a predicted model, not a curated record. The transcript is spliced from 2 exons. Lineage: Eukaryota; Fungi; Basidiomycota; Pucciniomycetes; Pucciniales; Pucciniaceae. The coding region runs from base 1 to 273 and encodes 90 amino acids.
AUGGCCGCCACACCCGCCCCAGACCCGGCCGUUUUGGCUCCAACCUCCAUGGAGAUGGUCUCCACCACCACACCAAAACACAUUGAUUUGGUUUACCCCUGCGUCCCUUUUGACCAAUGUACCGCCGGGCCUUCGAAGCCAGUAACCCUCGGCGGUCACCCAAGCAAUUCUCAAGACUCAUGGGGUGACAGAGAUGGACGACACCGUGGCCAGGAUUCAUCUUCUUCACCCGUCUACUGUCGGAGCUCGCCUGGAUGUCGAUGCGACUCGUGA